GAUGGACCUCUCUGUCUCACAAGGUAUAGUGCUGGACGGCCGUUCUUUUUUUUUUUCCCUCUCUUUCUGAGCAAAAUGACUGGGGUCGUCAUAUGACCUCUCACCCGCUACGGGCACUCAUUCCCCAUAUUGAUUCGAAACAAGUGAAAUUCAAUAAGCUGAGAACCUAACUUAGAACCUUUUAUUCAACUGCACUCACUACCAGACAUCAACGGACGCUUGCCAGGACUUCGGUAUUACAACCAGGAAAACGAGAGUAAGAUUCGCACAGCGCAGACGAUCCAGUCGCCAAACAGAUCGUAUUCACGUUCACAAGGACACCCAACACCAUCAAAAUCCAACCCAUGUGAAGCCAUGGAUAGCAAUGCGAGCAUAGAUACCACCGACCCAGAUAGCCAAACGAGUUCCCGAACAGACCAGAGCUCGUCUCGUCAUAGUCUACCAAGACCAUUCCCCAGGUCUACUGUUAAUCUACCCUCGAUAACGGCCUCUGCCAGGAACAACGGAGAUCAUGAAGGGGGGCCAUCGUCAUCGCCAUCCUCGUCCUCAUCAUCUUCUAGCCCUUCUUCCAGGAGAUCAGAUUCAUCACCCAAGGCCAGCUCUUCAGCCUAUGUAGGCGCAGGAACUUCGACAGCCGCCAUCCUCUACACCACUAGCCAGGAGUUUGGAGUGAUCUGGAACCAAACAACGGCGUUCUUGCAUCGAACCUUCUCGCCCACGUAUCGCGUCAGUGGUCUCUAUCUCGAUUCGUGGACCAAUGGAACGCAGAGACGAGGGCUUGAGCGACUCAAGUCGAAUGUCAUGCGGGGGGAUGCGUUUGUGCUGGUGCGCAACAUGACACUGCAGCUCAAGGAUCUGCUCAAGAGGAGCAUUGCAGAGACAGCAAAUAUUGAGCGACACUCGAGAGCCAUUGAGGAGAAGAAGGGACAAAGUCGUGGACAAGGACAAGCAGCUGGCAGCAAUGGGAAGGGUGGUCGCCCUUCGUCCAAUACUUCUGAUGGCGAUCACGACGGCGACAAUUCGAGAGGAAAGAGUGGCAACAGCAGUGGUGCCGGAGACGAAACAACACGGAACCAGUAGUCGUGGCAGGCACUAUGUCAUAUAGAACUGCAUUUCGCAGCAAUAAAGAUGUAUAGACCCACCAACGAUAGGUAGAUUGUACAGCGCCUAGUGGAAUUUUUUCUCUUAUGGAGGAAGUGGUUUCUAGUAUUCAGUUUGAU
Gamsiella multidivaricata is the source of this 1220-nucleotide messenger RNA. RefSeq lists its product as uncharacterized. The record is from RefSeq and is a predicted model, not a curated record. The transcript has a single exon. Lineage: Eukaryota; Fungi; Mortierellomycota; Mortierellomycetes; Mortierellales; Mortierellaceae. The coding region runs from base 355 to 1080 and encodes 241 amino acids.